CCGCCGUGCCGAGGGCGUGGGGCUCGGAGCGCCGAACGCCAGGUCCGAGCAGAACAGCGCCCGGCCUUCCUAGAGCCAACCUCCGGUCUCCCCGGGAAACGGCUACAGCAAUCAAGACCAGGGAUCCGAAAAGCCGGGCGGCCCGGGUGCUGCGCGCCGGUUUCCGUGCGGACCUGUCCGCACCUCGCCGCUGUACCACCUCUGCUCCGUCUUCCGCUCUUAGCCGAGACCCCGCCCGGAAGGGGCGCCCCUUCACGGCCUCUGGGCCCCAGCUUCGCUCCAGGUCUCUCCGCAAGCACCCGGUCCCGGCCCGGCGGCACCUGGGCUGCUCCCGCCCAAGGCACCACCCCUCGCGCAGUCAAAAGAACUUUCCCGGGAGCCGCCGCGGCCUGCGCGCCCAGGGCACACCCCCGCCCGCCCGCCGGCGCUUUCCCAGCCUGGGCGCCCGCUUCUCCGUUCGCCUGCGCGCCCGCAAGCUCCGUGACUCCCCACUUCUCUGAAAAUCCCGGAGGAGCGGCACCCCGCCGUCGCAGCAAGGCGUUUUCGCAGGGCCAGCUUCAACUUAGUCAUACACACAACCCCUCGUGAUGAGUUCCACGGUCCCCAGACGGGAGCCGCGUCCCGCCACGAGCUGACUUGCACUCGCGGGUCUUGGACUGCGGGAGGGGCCGCGGCGCCCCCGCCUUCGGAGGAGCGGGAGCCGCAGGAUGCGCGGGGACCCGCCACCGCCCUCCGCGCUCAGUUUCGCCGGCGCUUCCCCGGCGGCUCCCGGGCGCUGACUCCGGGCUUCUCCGCCCUCCUUCCCUCCAGCCGGCGCCGGGCAGCUCGUCCUCGCGGCGCUGGACCUCGCCGGGAACCGGUGCCCUCGCCCUGGCCACGGCGCGGACAAUAAAUUAAUGCCUCGCGCUUGAGGGGAGGGGGCGGCUCGGCGCCUGGGUCGCAGCUUUCUCUCUGGGCUGGAGACUGCCACAGCCGACAUGGGCUGCUUCUGCGCUGUCCCGGAAGAAUUUUACUGCGAAGUUUUGCUUCUGAAUGAAUCCAAGUUAACCCUCACCACCCAGCAGCAGGGCAUCAAGAAGUCAACGAAAGGUUCUGUUGUCCUUGACCACGUAUUCCGACACAUAAACCUUGUGGAAAUAGAUUAUUUUGGGCUGCGUUACUGUGACAGAAGCCAUCAGACAUAUUGGCUGGAUCCUGCCAAAACCCUUGCUGAACACAAAGAACUUAUCAACACUGGACCUCCAUAUACUUUGUAUUUCGGUAUUAAAUUCUAUGCUGAAGAUCCAUGUAAGCUUAAAGAAGAAAUAACCAGAUACCAGUUUUUUUUGCAGGUGAAGCAAGAUGUCCUUCAGGGCCGGCUGCCCUGCCCUGUCAACGUCGCUGCUCAGCUGGGAGCAUAUGCCAUCCAGUCUGAGCUUGGAGAUUAUGACCCGUAUAAGCAUACUGCAGGUUAUGUGUCAGAGUACCGGUUUGUUCCUGAUCAGAAGGAAGAACUUGAAGAAGCCAUAGAAAGGAUUCAUAAAACUUUAAUGGGUCAGGCUCCUUCUGAAGCAGAGCUGAAUUACUUGAGGACUGCUAAAUCCCUGGAGAUGUAUGGCGUUGACCUCCAUCCCGUCUAUGGAGAAAACAAAUCUGAGUAUUUCUUAGGAUUAACUCCGGUUGGUGUUGUUGUCUACAAGAAUAAAAAGCAAGUGGGGAAGUAUUUCUGGCCACGGAUUACAAAAGUUCACUUCAAGGAGACACAGUUUGAGCUCAGAGUACUGGGAAAAGACUGCAACGAAACCUCAUUCUUUUUUGAAGCUCGAAGUAAAACUGCUUGCAAGCAUCUUUGGAAGUGUAGUGUAGAACAUCAUACAUUUUUCAGGAUGCCAGAAAAUGAGUCAAAUUCAUUGUCAAGAAAACUCAGCAAGUUUGGAUCCAUGAGUUAUAAGCGCCGGUACAGUGGCAGGACAGCAUUGCAAAUGAAUCGAGAUCUUUCUAUUCAACUUCCUCGGCCAGAUCAAAAUGUGGCAAGAAGUCGAAGCAAGACUUACCCAAAGAGAAUAGCACAAACACAGCCGGCUGGAUCAAACAGCAUAAAUCGAGUAACAGCAAACAUGGAAAGUGGAGAAAAUGAAGGAACAACUAAAAUUACUGCACCUUCACCAAUAAAAAGCUUUAAGAAAGCAAAGAAUGAGAACAGCCCUGAUACCCAAAGAAACAAAUCUCAUGCACCAUGGGAAGAAAAUGGCCCCCAGAGCGGCCUCUACAACUCUCCCAGUGACCGCACGAAAUCCCCGAAGUUCCCCUCCACGCGCCGCCGAAACCCCUCCUGUGGGAGCGAUGAUUCUGUCCAGCCAACGAGGAGGAGGAAAGCCCAUAACAGUGGUGAAGACUCAGAUCUAAAGCAAAGGAGGAGGUCACGCUCACGCUGUAACACGAGCAGUGGUAGUGAAUCGGAAAAUUCUAAUAGAGAGCACCGGAAAAAGAGAAACAGAAUACGGCAGGAGAAUGAUAUGGUUGAUUCAGCGCCUCAGUGGGAAGCUGUAUUAAGGAGACAAAAGGAAAAAAAUCAGGCGGACCCCAACAACAGACGAUCCAGACAUAGAUCUCGCUCGAGGAGCCCUGAUAUCCAAGCAAAAGAAGAGUUAUGGAAGCAUAUUCAAAAGGAACUUGUGGAUCCUUCUGGAUUAUCUGAAGAACAAUUAAAAGAGAUUCCAUACACUAAAAUAGAGACUCAGGGUGACCCGAUCCGCAUCAGGCAUUCCCACUCACCGCGGAGUUACCGCCAGUAUCGCAGGUCUCAGUGCUCAGACGGAGAGCGGUCCGUUCUCUCAGAGGUGAAUUCAAAAACAGAUCUUGUACCUCCACUUCCUGUGACACGGUCUUCAGAUGCUCAGGGUUCUGGUGGCUCCACAGUUCAUCAGAGAAGAAAUGGAUCUAAAGAUAGCCUGAUUGAAGAAAAAUCUCAGACAUCUACAAGUAACCUGGCUGGAAAACACACAGCAAAAACAGUAAAAACUGUCCAAGCCUCACGCUUCAAGAUGGACUUGAUCCAAUGAAGGGCUUGGGGAUUAGGUGUGGGAAGGGUGUGUUUGCCACCUUUACUUUCAAACUGUGAAUUAUUCAAGUAUCUUGGACCUGCAAAAAGUGUUUCUUCAGAAAAAAGUGGGCAUCUGUUGCAUCAUUUAAAGGAUUAACAGUGUAUUUGUGCUGAAGGGCCUUUUUGUUUGGCAACUGGAAGAAUAGUCUUGUGAUAACUCAUUGCCUUGAUGCUGUUUUCCUUCCUGCAGUUAGCUUGUGUCCACACCAUGAUCAGGUGGCUCCGAUCAAAGCUCUGGGAUCCUGGUGUACAGCUUCCUAGCUGUGCAAGGGUACACCAAGUGGAUGAAAACAUUCUUCCCAACUCUAGGUGGGUCUCGGCCUGUGCACAGACAUAUGAAGACUGAGAUCUCACUUUCAGACUGCAGAGGUUUUUAUUCAUAUAGUUGUAAUACUGUAUUUUGUGGCAUUAAGUCCCACUGGUUAUUUACCAACGUAAAAAGCUUUUUAAGUGUUGCUUUUAAUUUCUAGUGUCCUUGUGUUUUCAGAAAAAAAGAAAAGCUAUGUGUGGGUUUCAGUUGGCCUCAGUUUAUAAAUUCAUGAAACUCAACCAACAAUGGUGUCUCCCUCCUGCCUGGCUACCUAACUUCCCCCAAAGACUAGUUCCUUUGAGGAUAACUUUGCAACCCACUUUCCAGAGAAAAUAGAAAUACUCAAGCAGGACAUCUUUCACCUCACUACCCACAAACUUCUCCAGUUGCAAUCAACUCGAAUACUUCUUCCUUUCCUCUUGUCCCUGUCAACUUUCCUCUCCAUGAAAUCCCUGCCACUUGGCUUUAAACUAUUAAUUCUCCCAUGUCAAAAAAAAAAAAAAAGCCUACCUUUCCAACUGUGAAUCCCUCUCCAGCUAUGUCUUCUCCCAUUCAAAAGACCUCUACAGCCGUUGUUUCCUAAUCUUAAGAUCCUCCUCCACUAGACCUCACUAAAAUCACCUGUCACCAAAUCCCAAAGGGAACUUUUUAGGCUCCCUUGCCAUUUUAGUGCAGUAUUUCGUCGUUUGUACUGUUGUGACCAUCUUUUACUGCUCUUCAGUAAGAUGCUAUUCUACCUCACCAAUUAGUUUCCCAGAGCUUGGACCUCUCCCUCUACCCCAGGUGGAUCUCAUUUAUACCCAUGGCCUUAAGGUUUAUUUCCAUAGCUUAAUCUGUUUCUGCCAGGCCACUUAGAUUUCUCAAAGGCAAUCCCAAUUCAAGUUUAAAAUGCUGCUCCCUGCUGGAUUCAGGACCACUAUGCAUGUAAAUGUGCAAGACAACACACCUAGCAGUCAUUAGAGAAACCUCCCCUAUUACCAAGUCCUGUUAGCUUUGUUCUCUAUAGCUUAGUGAUCUCUAAAUUUUACUACCACCCUCUAAGUUUACCCCCCUUACAGAUGUCAGCUAUUAACAGAUUUCUCCUUGCUUUAGACAGAGCCAUACAUGGUCUGUUCUUUUCUCUGCUGAGGCUCGUUUUGUAACACCCAUAGACUUCCUUUAACAGCCAUCUCCAAGCCUCAUUAAGCACUUAACUCUUGUCUAAAUCAGGGCACUAAGAGGGAAAGUAACUACAACUGUUACAAACCUGGACCUUUUCUAGCCCAAGUCCCCACUUUGCCUCACAAAAAUGACACCUACCCUUAGACACAAUCACCUUCUCAGGUUUCCUGGACUUGGUUAACUAAUGCAUGAAAUUGUCUCACAAAUGUACUUUUUACAUUUGUGAUGACAUUUCUGCCAUUCAACUCUAAGCUUUCAAAGUGAGGGACUGUGUUUUGCUCACCCUUGUGUUGCCACCUCCUAGUACGUUACUGGAAAAACUGAAUAAAUCUUUCGAAUGCCUGGA
Messenger RNA from Suricata suricatta (meerkat), 4899 nucleotides. RefSeq names its product erythrocyte membrane protein band 4.1 like 4A (gene EPB41L4A). The coding region runs from base 978 to 3041 and encodes 687 amino acids. The transcript is spliced from 24 exons. Gene Ontology annotation, cellular component: cytoskeleton. The record is from RefSeq and is a predicted model, not a curated record. Gene Ontology annotation, molecular function: cytoskeletal protein binding. NCBI's taxonomy places the organism in Eukaryota, Metazoa, Chordata, Mammalia, Carnivora, Herpestidae.